Molecule: messenger RNA, 1135 nt
Organism: Macaca mulatta (Rhesus monkey)
Lineage: Eukaryota; Metazoa; Chordata; Mammalia; Primates; Cercopithecidae
Source: RefSeq, a predicted model, not a curated record
UCCGCUUGUGGGACGCCCGCGGCCGGAUGCCCUCCGUCCGCUCCCUCCUCGGCCUCUUGGCGGCCGCGGCGGUCUGUGGCGCCUUCGCCUUCCUAGGCUACUGUGUUUACCUCGACCGGAAGCGGCGCGGGGACCCCGCCUUCAAGCGCCGCCUGCGGGAUAAAAGAAGAGCCAAGCCUCAAAAGCCUGAGGAGCGGGGCACGCAGGUGCAGUGCUUUCGAUCCACGCAGUUGUGGGAUCCAGCGAAGAAUAAAAAAUUGCAAGAACUUUUCUUGCAAGAGGUACGGAUGGGAGAACUUUGUUUAUCUAGAGGAGAGCAUAGAAUGGGGGUUCGACACCUCAGCAAUGCCCUUUUAGUGUGUGGGCAACCACAGGAACUUCUGAAGGUUUUCAAACACACACUCCCUCCCAAGGUAUUUGAGAUGCUGUUGCACAAAAUUCCCCUUAUUUGCCAGUUUCCAGAUAUUACAGCAAAUGUUUGCUGUUAUAGCAGCAAAGACCCAUCAGGGGUUACCUUCUGAUUAUAUCCCUGAAACCUGGAGGAGAGAAGAAAGAAGCGAAUUCAAGAAUCACUGGCUUAGAUCUCGGGAAUGACUACAGUGAUGCUGUUAUUCUUGUGACAAACAAAAUAUAUCAUAGAACCAGAGAACUUAAGAAUAAUGGGAGAUCUUUUCAGUCAUCAAGCUCAAACCUUUUCUGAUGCAUGAGUUUCGUUUCUGUUCUGGAAAAGUAGUUGUCCAACCUUUGCUUGAAUGUCUCCAGUAAGGCCUGAUUCUUACCUGAAAAAUGAGGUAAUAUGAUUACUAAGUCCCCUUCAAGUUCUUUUUUUUUUUUGUCCUUUUUUUUUUUGUCCUUUUUGUAGAGAACGGGUCUCGCUAUAUUACCCAGGCAGGUCUCGAACUCCUGGGCUCAAGCUAUCCUCCCGCCUCUGCCUCCCUGAGAACUGGGAUUACAGGCAUGAGCCACCGCGCCCGGCUCCUUCAAGUUCUAAUAGUCUUUUCAAUGAAAUGUAAACUUCUAUUGGCUAAUUUUUUUUUUUUAAGUUUCUUCCUUUUUAGUAAGUGAAAUUAGUUUCCUCUAGUCUGAGGUUACAAUUCUUUGGCAUAUGUGUUACUAUUAAAAAAAAUACUUAAUG